Molecule: messenger RNA, 6809 nt
Organism: Paramecium octaurelia
Lineage: Eukaryota; Ciliophora; Oligohymenophorea; Peniculida; Parameciidae
Source: the annotation of a GenBank genome assembly
AUGUUUUUUCAUUUUUUCAAAUGUUAUUUUUUGACAAUCCUUUUUCAUCAAGUAGUAGGUGAUUGGAGGCUCAUUGAUUAAAGUUUUACUGAUGCUUCAAUGGUAAAUAAUAAUUGGAAGAUAAGAGAUGGUUGUUCAGAUUCUUCUGAAACUUCUUUUGACUACCCAAGUUGUAGUUCAAAUUCUCUAAAGUAUGUGAGGCUUGAUGACGAUAGACGAUAUUUAUACAAAACAUUCAAUUAUAAGAGUUUUUAAGUUAGAGUAGUGUUUGAUGUAUUCUAUGAUGACGCUGAUGAUGAUGACGAAUCAUAUUUAAAAGUUAGUUAUGAAAGUAAUAAAGACUCAGAAAGUGAUUAAUAAUUGUAUAGAAGAGAUUAUGAAGAAGAUGAUCUAAUUUAGAAUAGUGCAAGAAUAUGCCGCAGUAGUUGGGGCAAGUUUGAAUUCUACACAAUUGUAAGUACAAUUGCCAGUUCCAACACCAACAAGUUUACAAUAAAAUUUUGUAGUCGUCCUCGAAGUGAUAGUAUGGAAGUCGGAAUUAGAAAUUUAUUAAUUUAUAUUAAUAGUUGCCAUCCAACUUGCUUGACUUGUGAUGGUCCCACAGAGACAGACUGCUUAUCAUGCUUUAAUAGUUAGAGUCAAUAAGGGGGGAAAUGCAUUUGCAUACCUGACUAAUAAUUUUCUGAAACUUACAUAGGUUGUAGACAAGAAUGCAGUAGAGAUUUUUCGAUAGCAAGAUAUGAUAAAAUAUGUGUUAAUGAUAAUAGAAUAAAAUCAAAAUAUACAUUAUUUGAAGAUGACACUAUUCCUCAAUCGACUCAAAGAUAUCAACCUCUAACAUUUGAAGGUGAUGAAUUCAAUCCAAGAUAUACUGAAUUAGUCAUUGAGAAUUGCAAUGGGAUUAGUUUUAUAGGAAAGCUGUAAUUUAAUGAAGGAAUGUUGUAUAAAAUGAGUUUGGAAGAUGCUGUCAAAUUUGUUAGAAUUCGAAUUUCAUUUUAUUUAUUUAACUUUUAGACAACUAGUAAUAUAAAAUUAAUACAUAAUGGUCAAAUACAAUCUUCCAUCACCAAAGAUUCAUCAAGUUUCUAGGUUGAAAAUUUAUUAAUAAUAUUUGAGAAGAGUGAAAAUUGUGCUGGUGAUUAUACAUUACUAAGGAUAGAGACUAUUUUUUAAAUUACUAAUCCUAAUCCAACUCUUUUGAUUAAAGGAUCACUUCAAUACAAAAGUGAAGCUUGGGGAUUUAGAAAUAUUACAGUAGAUACAGGAUUUUGUUAAGAAAAAUGUUUGGUGUGUUCUGACUUCUCUACUUGUACAUUAUGUGAUUCAACAUAUAAAUUAUAUAAAAAUAAAUGUAUUGAAGCUUGUCCUAUUCAUUCAACAAAUUGCAUUGACUAUGAGGAUAUCAUUCCAUGUAAAUUAUUAUUAAGUUAUUUUAAGAUUCUAGGUAUUUAGCCAAAGGAUUUUACAAUUUGAAUAUGACCCUAGAUGAAAUCAAAGAAUUUUAUGAUUUUAGAACAGAUCCUUCAUUUAGUUAAUCAACAAAAUAAGACUUUUCUGUUUUAAGCAAUAAAAUUGUUUUGGGAGGUCUAUUGGUUUGGAAUGAUGGUUCGUACAUCAAAACAUGGACUAUUUAAAAACCACAUUAUGCAGCUACUAUAUACUUCAAUUUAACAUAUGGAGACGCUUACACUGGAUCAUUUUCUUAUAAGAUAGGUCCUUCUUCAAGCAGCACAUGGUCAGCUUCAUAUAGUAACCCUGGUGGAGGAUCAAACUUAAUUGGUCGUACUGGUUUAGAAAGCUCCCGCUUCUUUAAUGUAAGUUUAACAAACUUUUAUACUAACAAUCUUUAUGUUGAAUUCAAAUGUGAUGUCAGUGCUACAAAUAUAACAAAGGAAUUUUGUGCAAUAUCUGAAUACUUCAUUGUUAUUCAUUAUGUAUUUAAUUUACUAUUAUUAUUUUAGUGUCCUCCCUUUUGCACUAGUUGUACAAGUUUAAAUGUAUGUUCAAAUGCAGGAUACACUGGUCCCAAUUGUGGUAGUACAUAUUAUUUAGAUUUUAAUUCAUCGACUGAAAUUUAUAGUUGCAAAUAAUGUAAUUAAUCUGGAUGCAACACAUGUACAAGCUCAGAAUAAUGCACUUAAUGUAUAAGCAAUAGAUUUUAUUUGAGUAAUGGAAUAUGUUUAUGUUAUCCAUUUACUGUUUUAUAAGGAAAUAAUUGUGUAUAAUGCAAUAAAUAUUGUGAAAAUUGCUAUGGUGACACCUAAUACACUUGUCUAACUUGUGUAAGAGAUUAUAAUAGAGGCAUUCAAAGAAAUUAAUGCUUAUGUUUGCCUGGAUAUUAUGAUGACGGAAUAAAUUUACCAUGUCUUCCUAUUUGUGGAGAUUAAAUAGUAGUUGAAGAAGAAGAUUGUGAUGAUGGCAAUAAUAACCCUUUUGAUGGUUGUCAUAACUGCUAAUUUGCAUGCAAUUUUGCAUGUGAUAUUUGUUUAAAUGGAAAAUGUUAUUAAUGUAAAAGUGGAUAUGAAGUGCAUAAUAAUGACUGUCGCUCGAUAUGUGAAGGAAAUACACUUGCAUUGCUUUAAUAAUGUUUUGAAUAACAAAGAAAUUGCGUUAAUUGUCUAUAUGAAUGCUCUCCUAAUUGUAUUGAUUGUUCUUUUGGAAAAUGUGUGAAAUGUGAUGAGGAAAGAGGAUGGUACUCCUAAAUUGAUGGAACAUGUAAUUCAAUUUGUGGGGAUGGAAUAGUAAUUAGUUUAACAGAAAUGUGCGAUGAUGGAAAUACUAACCCAUCAGAUGGGUGUAAUUAAUGUUAAUAUUCUUGUGAUAAAUAUUGUGAAACCUGUGUCAAUUCUUUGUGCAUAUUUUGCUAAAGUGGUUAUCAAUAAAUAGAGAACCACUGCAUUCCGUUAUGCUAAGAUGGACUAUUAGUAUUCCCUGAAUAAUGUGAAGAUGGAAAUAUGGCACCUUAUGAUGGUUGCUUUAAUUGUUAAUUUUAAUGCUCAAUUCAUUGUAUAGAUUGUAAAUUUGGGAUCUGUUAAUAAUGUAAUGAAUAAAGAGGAUGGUAUUUGUAAUAAAAUGGGUCCUGCAAAAGCAUUUGUGGAGACAAUAUACUAGUGCUUGAAGAUGAAGACUGCGAUGAUAGUAAUCCUAAUAGUCUUUGCAAUUAAUGCUAAAUUACCUGCGAUAUCAAUUGUUUAUAAUGUUAUAAGGGAGUUUGUAUUUCUUGUCUUUUAGGAUAUAAAUGGGAUUAUUCAAUUUAAGAAUGCGUCAAAGUUUGUGGAGAUAGUGCAUUAUUUAACAUAGAAAAAGUUUGUGAGGAUGGAAAUAACUUAUUGGAUGACGGAUGCUAUUUAUGUUAACUAAGCUGUUAAGAUUCCUGCACUUUAUGCACUGCAACUGGAUGCUUAGAAUGUAAUACAAUAGGAUGGAAAUUAGAUGAAUUAUAAAACAAAUGUGAGACUAUCUGUGGUGAUGGAAUUACUGUCUAAUAUUAUGAAGAAUGUGAUGAUUUAAAAGAUCAAAAUUGUUUUCAAUGCAAAUACAACUGCUAAGAUUCUUGUUUAUUAUGCCAUCAUGGUGAUUGUCUCUAAUGCAAAGAUGGAUGGCAAAUACAUUUAGAUAAGAGAUGUUAUUCCUUCAAAGGCGAUCAUUAGGUUGUUGGAGAUGAAGAAUGUGAUGAUAAUAAUUCAGUAAUGUAUGAUGGUUGUUAUCUUUCACAAUACUAAUGUUAGAAACAAUGCAAAGAUUGCAGAUUUGGAAUUUGUAUCAAAUGUGAGGAUGGGUAUUAAAAUCUGGAUGGCAGAUGUCUUGAAAUCUUGAAUCUCGGAUUCAUUUAAGGAAAUGAGUAAUGUGAUGAAAAGAAUUUAAUCGCAGAAGAUGUUUGCUUUAAUGGUUAAUUGAAUUGUUCUGAAGGUUGUGAACAUAGUUAUCAAGACUUGUGUCUACAAUGUAAUCCGUAUUCACACUAACUUAAUACUUUUAAUCAUUUAUGCCUAUCAUUUUGUGGUGAUGGGUAUUUAUCACAUUUUGAAUAAUGUGAUGAUGCAAAUAACAUCCCAUAUGAUGGAUGCUAUGAAUGUAAAUUUUAAUGUAAUUACUAUUGUCAAACUUGUUACAAUGGUGUAUGUUUAUAAUGCUCAAUUGGUUACUACUUAGAUUAAUCUAAAAAUGUAUGUUAUAGUAUCUGUGGAGAUGGAAUUCUAGCACAUGAUGAAUAAUGUGAUAAUGAAAAUUUAGUUCCUGAUGAACUCUGUGUGAAUUGUAAAUUAUUGUGUUAAUAAUAAUGUACUGCAUGCAUUGAGGGAUAAUGUUUUGAAUGCAUUUCAUAAGGAUGGCAAUUAGAUGUAAUUAAUAGAAAUUGUUAACCUAUUUGUGGAGAUUUAUUAGUUUUAGGGAAUGAAUAGUGUGAUGAUGGAAAUGAUGUAAGUGAUGAUGGAUGUAUUGACUGCUUUUUUCAAUGUUAAUAGUAAUGCACUUUAUGUGAAAAUGGGGAAUGCAGAGAGUGUAAUAUUGAAGGAUGGAAACUUAGUAUUAAUAAAUGCAUAACUAUUUGUGGAGAUUAAUUGGUACUAGGCAAGGAGGAGUGUGACGAUGGAAAUCUUAUUCCCCAUGAUGGAUGCUUUGAAUGUUAAUUUCAAUGUUAAGAAUAAUGCACUGAUUGUGUGAAAGGGAAUUGUCAGGCCUGUAAUAAAUCAGGUUGGCUCCUUAGUUAAAAUAACUUAUGUUCUACUUAUUGUGGAGAUGGAAUUGCAGUGAAUCCGUAUGAAUAGUGUGAUGAUGGUAAUGAUAUACCAUAUGAUGGCUGUUAUAAAUGUGAGUUUUAAUGUGAACAACUCUGUACAAUAUGUGAAUUUGGAAUUUGCUAUGAAUGUAAUUAAUUAGGAUGGAUCAUUAAGAAUAAUAAAUGCACUCCUUAUUGUGGAGAUGGCCUAAUAGUUGGAAAUGAACAAUGUGAUGACAUGAAUUCUAAUUAAAAUGAUGGUUGUUUUGAAUGUAGAUUCAUGUGUGAUUAAUAUUGUGUAGAUUGCUGGGAAGGUGUUUGCAAAGAAUGUCCUGAAGGAAUGUAUUUAUUGGACUAAAUUUGUUAAUCUAUAUGUGGAGAUGGAUUUAAUUUUCAAAAAACUGAAAAAUGUGAUGAUGGGAAUAAAGGAAAUGGUGAUGGUUGUAAUUCGUAAUGCAAAAUUGAAAAGGACUGGAUAUGUAAUACUAAUUAAUAUUCUUUCUCAAUUUGCUAUUUUGAAAAAUAACCAGACUUUUCUAUGAUUGUACUCACACCUUAUCCUCAUGAAUAUUGCGAUAUUCAAGUAUCAUUUACAUAGCAAGUUAAGUACUCUCAACACGUUAAAUAAAAUUUAAGUGAGCAUAUUCAAGCAAGCAUAUUAAAUCAUCAAAACGAUAUGUAUAAUAUAUAGAUGACUUAAGAGACUGAGAUAUCUCACGAUUAAGUUACAGAUUUAGUUCUUAUAUUUAGGGUUAAUUUUCUAUACCCUAUAGAAUCACCUGUCUUUUAAAUUUAAUUUAGCAAUGAUCCAAUAAUCUCAGAACUUAAUUAAACUCUCACCUAAAGCCAAAAAAGUAUUAAACUCUAAACUCCAAUAGUCCUUUCUUCUUAAGAAGUGCUUAUAGCUUAAUAAGCUUCAAGUUUUAAUGAAGCAAUUAUCAUAUCUCUUGCAAGUUUAUCGUCAAUAUGCUUAUUGACAGGUUAAUCGGAAAUAUUUUGGAAUCUUAUGGACUAAUUAUAAUAUUUAUCUUAUAUCAAAUACAUUAAUAUAGGAUUUUCGCCUAAUUUGGAUAUCUUUUUUGAUGUAUUUUAAUUGAUAACAGUCUCUCCAUUGAUGGCUGCUUUAGGAUUCUAAAAAAUUUUUGAUUAUUUGGAUGGUAGUAGCAAGUAUGUGGUUGAAACAAGCAAUAAAUUUAAAAAGGAUAAUAUAAAUGCCUAUUUCCUUACAAAUUUCCAGAGCUUUUUGUUUUGUUUAAUUACAGCAUAUCUAAGUUACUCAGCUGCAUAGCUAAUAUAUGGUUUAUUUAAUAAAAUGUUAUUUAAAAAAAUAGUAAAUUGGAGAUUUUCUAUCCUAAAGUUAUUAAUAAAUUCUAGAAGACAAUUAUAACAAAAAAUCUCUGAAUUUUAUUACAAUUCUCUUUUGAGAUUGAUGCUUUCAAACUCUUAUGAUAUUAGUUUUGCAAGUGCCAUUCAGAUGGCAUAUCAACCUCUUGAAAAGAAUAAUGUUUUAAUGUUAAAUUAUUACUUGUCAUAUUUAUUUUACAUCGGAAUACAUGGAACUAUCAUAUAUUUUAUUAAUAUUUCUAGUUCGUUCUCCAAACAGAAUUCAAUUAGAAAUAAAUAAAAGUACUAAGCGAUGUUUGAUGGAAUAAAUGAAAGUUAUAAUAUUUGGACAUUCUAGUAUAAUUCAAUUUAAUUGAUAAAAAAACUUAUUUUUAUUUCUCUAAUUGUGUUUUUGUAAGAAAAUGGCUUUAUUCAAGCUAUUGGGAUAUCAUUUAUUUAAACUUUAUUUUUAAUCCAUACUAUUCUAAAUAAGCCUUUAAGCAAUUAAUUUGAAUAUUUUAAAAUCUUAAUUACUGAAGCAUUAAUAAUUCUCAAUUCAAUCUCAUUUUUAUUUUAUCUUUAUUAAGUUGAAUUGGGUUUAAAAUCAGAAAGUAUAAUCAAUAUUGGAUGGUUUCACAUUUUUACUUUUUCUUUGAUAUUAGCAGCUACUUUCAUUCUUGACCUUAUUUAGUAAAUAAAAAAAUUAAUUAAAGUAAUUGGAGUUGGUGAAAAGAAACAAGAAUAACAGCUGGAACCGAUAUUUUAUUGA